Molecule: messenger RNA, 1496 nt
Organism: Sinocyclocheilus anshuiensis
Lineage: Eukaryota; Metazoa; Chordata; Actinopteri; Cypriniformes; Cyprinidae
Product: GTPase IMAP family member 7-like
Exons: 3
Coding region: 144-1496 (450 amino acids)
Molecular function (GO): GTP binding
Source: RefSeq, a predicted model, not a curated record
AGAGCAAAGCUCAAUCGCCAUUUCUGAGUGUGUGGAACAGACACCUGACUGCACCAGGACUGGGUCUAUUGGACUGCAACAGCAACAGAAGAGUUGUAGACACGUCUACUAGAAGAAAUUCAGCUCAGCAAAAGAAAAGCACAAUGAGAGAGUCUAAACCUGCAAGAAAAAUUGUUCUUCUUGGAACAACAGGACAUGGCAAAAGCAGCUGUGGAAAUACUAUUCUCAGUGAACAAAUAUUCAAAACUGAAUCUUCACCUGAGUCUGUUACAGCUGAAUGUAAAUCAGGAGUUGCGAUGGUUGGUGGAAGAACAGUCACAGUUAUUGACACACCUGGAAUCUUUGACACGCGUCUUGAGGAGGAAGUCAUCAAAUCUCAGAUCAUUAAAUCCAUUAUUGAAUGCGCUCCAGCUGUUGAUGCCUUAGUCAUCGUUCUAAAAGUUGGAAGGUACACAAGACAAGAAAGAGAGACUCUGGAUAAAAUUGUUGAGUAUUGUGGAGAGGAAGCCUUUAAACAUGCAGUGGUUUUAUUCACUUAUGGUGAAGAACUAGAUGGUCAAACAAUUGAAGAAUUUGUUCAGAAAAGUACAAAACUACAGGAGCUUGUUGAUAAAUGUGGAGGUCACUGUCACGUUAUUGACAAUAAACACUGGAAUGACUGUCAUUUAGGGUACAGGAGCAACAAGGUUCAGGUGAAAAAUCUGCUGGACACCAUCGACAAGAUGGUGGAAGAGAACGGCUGCUACACCAAUGAUCUGAUGUUAAAUGUAGAGGAAGAAAUUCAAGACACGAUGAAUAGUAUGCUUAUAGUUAAUUUGUCUACAGAAGAGAAACGAGAAGUAGCGAAGAAGAUUGUUCUUAAAAAAUAUCUUAUUAGGUUUGCAGGAGCAGCUACCGGGACACUGAUUGGUGCUUUUCUGGGCAUUGGUGUAGCUGUGGCCUCGGUUGUGGCUUUACUCAAGGCAGCCAAAUUAAAAGAAGUAGUCAAAGCAAUAGGCAUAGCUGUAACUGCUGCAGGCACAGUGGCAGAUAAAACAGCAGUGGCAGCAGCAGCAGGAGGAACAGCAGCAGUAGGAACAGCAGCAGUAUCUGCAGUGGCAGGAGCAGUGGAGGCAGGAGUAGCAGCAGGAGCAGUAGGAGCCACAGCAGCAGCAGGAGUUGCAGCUGUGGAGGCAGGAGUUGCUGCAGGAACCACAGGAGCAGCAGUCGGAGCAACAGCAGCAGCAGCAGGAACAGUAGCAGUGGAGACAGGAGUUGCUGCAGGCGCCGGCAUUGGAGCAGCAGCUGGUUCAGGAAUCGCUGCAGGUGUGGUAUUUGGAGCUGCAGCUCUUGCAGGAGCGAUUGGAGGAGGAAUCGCAGGAUACAAAGCAGCAAAAGAUGCCGAUUCUGUGCUUGAUGCCAUUAAGAUUUCAGCUAAAGUUAAUUAUGAGAAUGCAAAAGAGGUUGUUAAAAAGGCAGAAAGACUGCCUUCUAACGUUUAUAAGAAGCUUCAAUAG